Molecule: messenger RNA, 735 nt
Organism: Penicillium subrubescens
Lineage: Eukaryota; Fungi; Ascomycota; Eurotiomycetes; Eurotiales; Aspergillaceae
Exons: 6
Coding region: 1-735 (244 amino acids)
Molecular function (GO): monooxygenase activity; oxidoreductase activity, acting on paired donors, with incorporation or reduction of molecular oxygen; heme binding
Source: RefSeq, a predicted model, not a curated record
AUGCGGGAUAGCUAUUCGGCGAACUCGUUGAAUCGUGUGCGAAAUAUCUUUGCGCUGCUGUUCUAUCAGGCCAAGGUAGUCAACUUCCUGCUAGAGCUACACGAGAAUCCUAAGAUUCACCGCAACGGUACUCUUAUCCUAAAGCCUGCGGAGGACCUUCGCCUCGUGUCAUUUUGGGUUCUCUGCGAUAUCCUAUACGGAGCUAUAAGUCCGGAGAUAGAAGCUCAGUUGCUCGAAAUUGUUGAAAUCCGGGAGAAGGCUGGUUUCAAUCGUCAGGCCGCCGACCGAGCUCGUAGCUUGUUCGACGGGCUCCUACCAAUCUGCGACUUCUUCUCAGCCGUAGACUCUGGCAAGCUCUCUAAGCAUAAGAUACUGGAUACUAUAGAUGAGAUACUCUUCGCAAACCUUGACGUCACUAUCGGCAGUCUGUCGUGGGUGCUCGUUUUUUUAGCUACUUACACUAACGUGCAAACGGAUUUGCGACGAGAAAUUGUGGAGAAUAAGUCUCGAGCUUCUCCGGCUGGCACAAAGUCCCCCGUCGGACUGUCAGGUGGACUAUUUAAUCCACGACGUUUUUUACAAGCAAAGAAUCCGUCCGAGUUCCGUUAUCGACUUUGGCGCUUUGGAUUUGGCCCCCGGCAAUGUCUAGGGAAAUAUCUCGCCGACCUGUUUCUGAAAACCUUGCUUUCGUAUAUCCUUGAGAAUUACUCGAUUCAGAUGAAGGACUCGUCCUAG